Messenger RNA from Anoplopoma fimbria (sablefish), 3642 nucleotides. RefSeq names its product adhesion G-protein coupled receptor G2-like. Gene Ontology annotation, cellular component: membrane. The record is from RefSeq and is a predicted model, not a curated record. Lineage: Eukaryota; Metazoa; Chordata; Actinopteri; Perciformes; Anoplopomatidae. The transcript is spliced from 27 exons. Bases 1 to 3642 code for a protein of 1213 amino acids. Gene Ontology annotation, biological process: adenylate cyclase-activating G protein-coupled receptor signaling pathway; cell surface receptor signaling pathway. Gene Ontology annotation, molecular function: G protein-coupled receptor activity.
AUGCUAGGCAAACCUUGGCAAGAAAAUGGCAACGUUAAAGUAACCUUUGGGUUCAGAAUAAGCGACCAAAGCUCCAUGAUCUUUGGGAAUCUAUUUGCUGAGGAGGCCAUGGCAAUUCAAGUAAGAACAGAGGACAUUGUCAGCCCUACAAAGAUGGUUCAAGAAGAGAUACAGCUCUACAGAGGUCUAUCAUCUACCCUCACCUCAUGUGAUUAUACCCAAAGACCGAAGAAGCCAGACUCACAUGUCAAACAUCUACACUGGUUGCACAUACUUCUGCUGGUCCUCCUAUUGGCAGCACAGGCUUCCUGUGAGACCUCUGCUACUCCUUCGCCUCUUUCCAUUACUACAACAAAUGCACAGACGUCAGUAUACUACUUUGUUUUUGUCACUGUGGACAUCAACGAACCGAAGGACGAAUCAGAAAUCCGUGCCUGGCUUAGCCAGGUGUUCCAAAAUGAGCUGCAGAGUUGCGUGGCUCCAAACCAUGGAGAAACAACUAGUAACGGCACAACUACAGCUGCAGCAACUACGAUACAGAGUAACGGCACAACUACAGCUGCAGCAACUACGAUACAGAGUAACAACACAACUACAGCUGCAGCAACUACGAUACAGAGUAACAACACAACUACAGCUGCAGCAACUACUAUACAGAGUAACAACACAACUACAGCUGCAGCAACUACGAUACAGAGUAACAACACAACUACAGCUGCAGCAACUACAACGUUACAGAGCAAUAACACAACUACAACCAUAAGCACCAUCACAACUACACUUGCAACAACAACAACAGCAAGCAACAGCACAACUACAACUGCAACAACAGCACCAGUGAUGGAAGGCCCCACAACAACUACAUCUACAACAAUAGCCUUAGAAAGCAGCACCACAACUACACCUGCAACAACAGCACCAACACCAGCAAUAGAAGGCACCAUAACAACUAGACCUACAUCAAUAACUGCCUUCAGAAUAAACAACACAACUGGCCUAUUUCAGGAAAUUGAUGUUUCAUGCAUCAUGAAGACUGCAAUAAUACAAACCAGCUGUUCUUUGACGCUGAAGCUGAGGCAGAGGGUCCCUUCAUGUUGUAUCCUUCAGACGCUCUGUGCGGCCAGUAAAACAUCUUCUGACAUCCAUGUGGAGGGGAAAGACGCAUAUGAAAUGACUCCUCUACUAGAUGAGUGCAAUAGCAAUAUACAAGAGCCAAACAGUUGUAUGUAUACUGGUCAAGCUGGCGCAUCAUGUCUUCAAAGCUGCAUGGUGAUUUUAAGCUUUUACCAUGAGCUUCCUCUCUGCAACGUGUCGGCAGCCUUGAUAAGUGUGUUUCAGUCUGAGAAAAAAAUCACUCUCACUGGUCCAGUGAGACGAGCAGCAAUUUGUGGAAAUUCAACAGUCGGCGAAAAUCCACUAAGCUCCAACUUCCAGUGGAUUGACCUUAUCAUAAAGCCUGCUGACUUUUGUCCAACAAUAGAAGAGAAUAACUUAUUCAGUUGUCAGAAUGGAAGAAAUGUGCUUUAUCAGCUAGGAGAGCAGUGUGUUACUGGGCCGUUUACCACACCCAGUCCAAAUGUGACAACCCCACAACCAAACACCACCACCUCUUCUGUAAAUGUAACUUCAUCCCCACUGAACACAACAGCUCAAGCCCCGAAUGACACCACCACUGCUGCUUCUGUCCCAUUGUCAGGUUUGUUAUUACCUCAGCACUCUUCUGAAGGCCAAGCCCGGGCACUGCUUGAGCGGACCAAAGACAUUUCCAGGCUGAACUCCAGCGAUGUGUCUCAGCUGGUGUCUCAGCUGGGGAAUCUUUUGUCGGGCCCAAACGUCAGCUUGGCCCUGGGGAACAUCUCCGUCCACAUCGUCAGCAAUCUCCUGGGUGCCACUCCUGAGGUGCUGUCCGACUCUUCCAACAGCAUUAUAGGGAUUGUUGAUACAGUCGGGUUGAAGCUGGUUCUUGAUGGAAAGGCUGAGACCCUCUUGUCCCCAUCUGUGGCUCUGUCUGUGCAACCAGCAGAUGGCAGCAACUUUCAGGAAACAUUUUUCUCCAUCUCAGACCCCAAUAAUGUGCAGGUCCGAGGGGAUCCCAGGCUCAGGAGGAGUCUGGGAACAAACUCAUCCAUCCCUCAGGGCUCCAUCAGGCUGCCCCCAUCUCUCACACAGGACCUGACCACCGAGCAACAGCAGCUGGCCACCAGAGUCCAGUUCAAUUUCUACCAGGAGAGCACAGUGUACCAGGACAGAUCUUUGAGAGAACGCAAACUCAAUAGUGGGAUCCUUGGAGCGAGUGUGGCCAACCUGUCAAUCAGAAAUCUGCAGGAAGAUGUUGUGAUUCACCUGAGGAACUCGGAGCCCGUUCCAGCUAAUUUUGUGGCUACAUGUGUUUUCUGGGACUUUACGUUAAAUAACGAAUCAGGUGGUUGGAAUCCAAAAGGCUGUCAUGUCCGAAACAGCACAGACAAUGAGACAGUUUGUGGCUGCAACCAUUUAACCAGUUUUGCCAUAUUGCUGGACCUCUCCAGACAGCCUCUAAUCAGUCGUGAACAGGCCACCAUCCUUACCUUUAUCACUUAUAUUGGCUGUGGAAUCUCUGCCAUCUUCCUGUCCAUCACCCUCCUCACCUACUUGGCAUUUGGGAAGUUGCGGAAGGACAUUCCAUCCAAAAUCUUAAUCCAGCUGUGCCUGGCUCUGCUGAUGCUGAACUUGGUCUUCCUGGUGGACGCGUGGCUGGCGCUCUACCCCGGCGCUGUGGGCCUCUGCAUCUCCACUGCCUGGUUCCUUCACUACUUCCUGCUGGUCACCUUCACCUGGAUGGGACUUGAGGCUGUCCACAUGUACCUGGCCCUCGUGAAAGUCUUCAACAGCCACAUAUCACGCUACAUGCUGAAGUUCUCGCUGGUCGGCUGGGGCGUCCCGAUGAUUGUGGUCAUUAUUGUCAUUGCGAUUGACAAAGACAACUACGGUCUUGUCUCCUAUGGGAAGUUUUCCGAUGGCACUAGUGAUGACUUUUGCUGGCUGAAAAAUGACAUUGCUUUCUAUGUAUCAGUUGUGGCCUAUUUCUGCCUCAUCUUUCUUUUCAACCUCGCCAUGUUCGUUGUGGUGUUGGUGCAACUGUGCCGGAUAAAGAGGCAGAACCCUCACAAUGCGCAGCACCGCACCACGCUGCAGGAUGUGCGCAGUGUGGCGGGGAUAAUGAUCCUCCUGGGCCUCACUUGGGGCUUUGCCUUCUUCGCCUGGGGCCCCCUCAAUCUGCCAUUCAUGUACCUCUUUGCCAUCUUUAACUCCUUACAAGGUUUCUUCAUAUUUGUGUUCUACUGUGCGACAAAGGAAAAUGUGAGGAAGCAGUGGAGGACCUACCUGUGCUGUGGCAGAAUGAGACUAGCAGAGAACUCAGAGUGGAGUCGGACUGCAACACAGAAGACUGCGAAGAAGUCAUCGGUGACCAGAGUCACAUCUCUUCAUUCCUCACAGUCCAACAACAGCUCCUCGUCUUUCCUCGUCAGUGACUCCUCAGAGCAGAUUAAUGGCGUCGGUAGCCCAUUUGAAGACAGAGCCAUCACAGCAGAUGAAGACCCCAGUAUGGAUGUGGUCCUCAACGAGAUCAACAGCCAGUACAGAAACCAACAAGCGCCCUGA